Molecule: messenger RNA, 990 nt
Organism: Paramecium sonneborni
Lineage: Eukaryota; Ciliophora; Oligohymenophorea; Peniculida; Parameciidae
Source: the annotation of a GenBank genome assembly
AUGUUAAGAUUAAAGGUUGAAAAAUUUAUAACUCAAAAAAGAAAGUUUUAUAGAGAACAAUAGUUUUUCAUUACUAGACAACUCUAUUUCAAAAAAAUAGAAAAUAUUUAAUGUUUUUAAUUUUUGGAGGAUUUAGAUUAAGUAAGUUUUUAAUAAGUUUAACAAUAUUACUAAAAAUUAAGUGAAAAUUCAUUUGAAAUUUUAAAGUAAGGCUUUAUUUCUAAAUUCUCGAUUCUAUUUAGUACAAACUAUAAUUAAAUUAUCAAGCACUUCAACAUUUUGAUACCUGUUCUUGCUUUAUUAUGUAAAUAAUCAGAAAAUAUUUAAAUUUAGUAGGAGCAACUUUAAGCUUUUCCUUUCUUUUUAGAAGUUAUAAAACUUCAAGAUGUAGAAUUAAUUGAUUUAGCAAUUGAUGGAUUAACAAAUUUAUCUAAAUAUAAAUUAGUGCAAAACUAUUCUUAAGAAUUUAUCAAUGAUUUACUUGAUUUGAUAAAUUUACAAGAUUCAAAUAUAAAUAUAGCAUAGACUUGUGCUUUGAUUUCAAAAUAGAUAGAAAUCAAAUUAUCCAAUAAUAUUCUCAAUUUAUUGUUUACAUCAAGAUUUCGUGCUUCUAUUCUAUAUUAUUUAAAUAUAGAUUGUUGUACAAUUUUAAAAUUUCUACUCAAAUUAUUAGAAAAGCAUUUAGAUUUGGGUUUUAUUGUCGAUAAUGAAUUCAUAUAGGCAAUAGUAAGAUAAUGGGAUUCUACUAAUUAUGAAAGAAUUAUUUAUGUAUACUAAUAUCUAAAAUAGGUAUUUUAUUUCAUGAAACAUUUUCUGUCUUCAAAUUCAAAUGCUUCAUAAUAUAUCGAUUAUGGUCCUCUAAUUCUUAAAGCCUAAAAAAUGAAAUAAGAAGAAAAUUCAUUUGAUUUCUUAAUUGAUUAAUUUUUAAAGUUAUCAAAGCCUUAGAUUACCUUAAAAUAAAAGCCUUUUGAAAUUCUCUAUGAAAUAUGA